Acaromyces ingoldii is the source of this 5049-nucleotide messenger RNA. RefSeq lists its product as hypothetical. The transcript has a single exon. Bases 74 to 4816 code for a protein of 1580 amino acids. Lineage: Eukaryota; Fungi; Basidiomycota; Exobasidiomycetes; Exobasidiales; Cryptobasidiaceae. The record is from RefSeq and is a predicted model, not a curated record.
UCUCUCUACAGGUUUUCUAGUGGAACCCCUCUCGGCCCAGUCUUUCCGCUCACUCCUCCAUCGUAUCGUCACCAUGACAGACGCCCUGUCUCCCAGUGGCCGUGUCACCCCGUCGCUGCUCUCAAAGCUGCGGCGAAGGUCUACUUCGACGCCGCAGUUGCCGCCGUUGGAGCUGGGCGAGGAGAGAAGCAGAGAUUCUUCUCGCAUGUCGAUGUGGUCCCGAGCGCUUCGAACUUCGGUGGGCGAGAUGGAGCGGUCCGCUUCGGGUGGGCAGACUGCUCGGCCGCCUCCUCCCAGCGCCUUUGAUCCACAUCGUAACCUAUUCACCCCAUUGCAGCAGCAGCAGCAGCAGCAGCAGCAGCAUGGCAACGGCCCCAACAUCUCUCGACGUCGCAGCAGCCUGGAACGUGGGAAUUAUAACAAGCGGCCCGUGGCAGCACAGACGCCGCCCCCCGGUGCGUCCCAUCACAUCAAGGCGUCAGGUUCCUCUGCCUCCAUCAGUCCAGCUUCGGCGGUACCGAGCAUGACCUUUUCUCAGUCUCGCAGCAGCAUCCGUUCUAUCCAAGCUGGCGGUGAUCACGACGAGGACGCUGACCACGACGGCUUCUUCACGCCUCCUCCAGGCCAUUCACCUGUCAGGGUGCAUGCAAUGAGCAGCAGCAGAGAUUUGCUAUCACCGGAAACAGCAAUGAGCGUUUUUUCUCAAGACGAAAACUACAGUGAUGCAAACGAAUCGGUGCCAAUAGGCAGUGGCGGUGGCGGCGGUGGUGGAUUCUAUCAGCGCAUGCGUAAUGCAGCCAGUGCAUCCAACCUGGGCAAGCAGAUGGGAUGGCAAUCGAGGGAUUCAGUCACGGCGAUAGGUCACGACGCCGCAGAGCAAGGGGAUCAAGACACGUUCCUCCCAAACUUUGACGACGAUAGUGACGAGGACGAUAGGGUUCGUAGCGGGCGGGCUCCAGCUCGAUCUCCUGGCCCUUCUCCUAUCGGCGAAGGAAAAAAAAGUGCAAUUGUGCCCCGGCAGAAGAAUAAGCCUGCCUCACACAAAGUCAAGGCAACGGACUAUGGGCGAUUCCGCACCGCCGAAGAAAGAGCAAGCAUGGAUUUGCAGCAACGAAGAGAGGCUGAGAGGGCACAUAGAGAUGCGGCAGGCCACGGCCAGAGUCAGCAUCCGCCGCAACAACGGCCCUCGCGCUCGACUUUACGCGGCUUGUACAGUAAUUUGCUCAAGAAGGCAGACGACGAGGGCCAAAAGCCAGACGAAAGUCUCUGGGAGAGGGAGCGUCGCCUCGAUGAAAAGAGGCAGACAGAAGAAGCAAAGAAGAGAAAGGCAGAGGAAAAGGCAAAGGAACUCAUGGCCGAAUUUUCAUUGGAAAAGAAGAAACCGGUAAAGAAGGACAAGGGGAAAGGAAAAGAGGGCACCGGCUCGUCGUCUUCGCUGGAUUCUUCCAGAGAGGCAACCCUGGCGUCACCUGACAGCCCAAAGCGCAGAUUUGCCGAAGCGGAAUACCAAGCCAAUUUCUCCCCGAACAGAGCGAGGUCGGGAUCGGACACGUCGGCCUUUUCUUCGGUGAGCGAGCAACGAAAUCGCCAAGCCCGGCGGCCUAAGACGAGUAGCGUUGGCGUCCACAGCGGGAGCAACGCGUACGAGAAUCGGCGUCGAGCGCUCUCGUCUACGGCCUUCGACGACUCCUUCAUUCGAAUGGGCUCCGAAACGAGCAGUAACACCAGUCAUUCUAGGGAAGCUUCGGACGUCUCUUCGGCUGCUUCACGCAGCAUUCGCUGGGAAGAUGCCGACUCGUCGUUUUUGCCGAUCUCCACCGCCACCUUAUCGACGAAAGGUAAAAAGAGCGGCUCUCAGCUCUCGGGCAAGCCCAACGAGCAGCGAAGCAAUCGCAAACCUCUGCCGUCGAUCAUGAUGCACCGACCGGCAUCACCCACACCCUCGGAAAAGCUUCUCCAGAGGGAAGCCGAGAAUGCACUUGGCCUCAGCAACAAGUCCCACGCGCCAAGUAGUGGGGAAGCAUUGUCGCUAUCCCAGGUAUCGUCUGAAAGUGAUCAUCAGACUCCGGUCCGGCAGCAGGAACAGGACGAGGAAUACAACGACCAUCACCAUCCAUUUGCCCUGGACGCAAAUGCGAGUGGAACAGCAAUUGGGGUGUCUGGCCAGAUUAGGUCGUCGCCUGUCCAAGUGCAGCUCUCGAGUCUGCCUCCCCUCACUACGAUGGUCGACGACUGUCUCUCGAUGGCCUGGCACACGAGCGGGGAUGACCCCUGGCAAGGCGUCAAGGCCAAACCGCUCACUGCUUCCUCGUCCAAGGACGUCGUGCCAAAGAGCUGGGCCUCCUAUAUCAAGGCGUAUUCGAAGGGCGAGUUGGACCUUAGCAAUCCACCGGCGCCUCGAUCAGCGCCCCUUGUCAAGCGAGCCAGACCUAGGGCUUCCCCUAACCCCAACGCAGGCACGCCCUCGUUCUCUUCGCCUAGCCCUUCUGCUCGUCCCCUGAAUCAUCAAAGCAGCAACAACUCAAUCGCCUCUGCUUUUGAGUUGCCAACAGCGACGAACAAGGGCAUCGGUCUUGACUUUGGAACGUCUAAGUCCCGUGACCGCGACGUAGGAAGCAGAGCGACCCUUCGCUCGCCCAGCUGCGAUGCUCUCUUUUCCUACUCGCCAUCGUCAUCUCCGACCAGCUGGAUGCCAACACCAUCGACGGCCACCAAGGGGACUAGCCCUCGGUUCGCAACGGCGAGCCCCAAAAGUCCAAAGUUUAAUCUGCGGAAGACAAAGUCCAGAGAGAUGUUGAGGAUGCCGGAAGAGGAUGUCGAAGAAAUUCGAACGCAGGCAGAAGAAAUCUCCGCCGUCGGUGGCAUGGGCGACAUCAGAGCGCCGAGACCUGCUUGGGAAGCCAAGCGGAACCACGCAGCAAAAGAGCUUCUCGACGCCUACCGUCGAGAAAGUCAUCAAGGUGGUGGUCACAGCGCUUCUUUUACAUCGCGGAGGCCGAAUGCUCGACUUGAGGCCAUAGUGGAAAGACUGGCCGUCUCGAUGGGCUGUUCCUAUGCCGGCGUGCAGCUUCUCCUGUCCGACGAAGCCAUCGUCUUGGCCAGCAGCGGCCUUGACGAAGGGGCCAGGGCAAGCCUCGAGGUGUUUUCGACGCCGCGCAUCGACUCGUUCGGUGAAGCGGAUCAGGCCUUUCGCCCCACAGACUCCUUGCUGAAAGGUCAGAAGCUCUGGAGGGACCGAACCCUGGAUGCACACACGAUUCUCUGUCGUAACGCCACGCCGCUUGUCAUCGAAGACCUGUCUCAGGACUGGCGAUUCGAUGCUAGGGAGGCUGCAGACAUACGCUUCUACGCUGGCGUUUCUGUCCUCUCUUCCAACGGCCUGCCUGUCGGAACGGUCAGUGUGACGGACGCGAGAUCAAAGAAGGAUUCUUUCUCGAAGGACGCUCGCGACAAGCUCGCAGAGGCAGCAAGGGAAGUGGCCAAGGAGUUGCAGAGGUUGCAACGCCAAGCCAUGGUUGCGACUUUGGCCCAUCUCGAUGAGAGUCUUGCGAGGUGGACAGGCCUGCCAAACGGAAUGAACGUUCAAGCAUCGCCAUCUGACACUGCUGCACGGGGUAUCGAAGCCGUCCUCGAGAAGUCCAAUGGCAGCAACAAUCACUUGCUAGCAGUUUCUUCGCUGGCCCAGAGAAGGGGUGCAAGAGUACCUACGACGUUGAACGUGCCCGCUUCGCCAGCCGUUGAUUUUGGCUUUGACCGUGACGACAAUUUGACACCCACUUCGCAAAGCGCACUCGAAGCACGUCUGUCAAGUGCUCUUACAACGAUUGUUCGCUCGGUGCCAAAUAUCGACCUGGCCUACGUCGCAAGGGUGUGCUCGCACCCGCUCGACUGCCAUGUGAUCACUUCGAGACAGUCUGGCAUGUUUGGCACAGGAUGUGACAAUGAGCUCGAGCUGGACGCAGAGAUGCAUCUCUGUGCUCUCGCAGCUUCCAAGGUCGGGCUACGGUUUGAUCGUGAGGCCGACAAAGUGGCGCGCCUCUUGGGCUUGGACCUCGCCAAGCAGCAAGAGCUGCCCACAAAGGAAGAGCAUACAAAAGGCAUUCUUGUCGAUUCGGCCAGUGCGACAACCUCCGAGGAUGAAGAGCACCAUCAUCAACACGUCUUGGGACCUGCAGCAGCCCAAGAUACCGCCCUCGUCCGGCCUCUGCAAUCGGCCGUGGUUGUCGGCUGCGGUCUCAAGGAGGGUGGUAGAGCGCACCGAGGAACCGAGGGCUGGGUUCUUAGCGUUGCCUCAAGAUCAUCCGACCCUCUGGGCCCGGAAGUGAAUUUGUAUCUGCUUCGCUUCGCUACCCUCUUGGCAUCGCUCCUCCUCGAGAGCCCUCAGUCCCCAGCGACGCCCAAGCGUUCGCUGACACCCAUCAAUACAAGACCGUCGUUUCCGCCACGGAGCACUUCGCCUAUCGUGAGGAGCUCAAGGAACGGAAAGUACAUUCAUGGAGGUCCCGCUUCUCCACCACCCAAUGCGCCCCUGCCGCUCUUGCCAGUGUCGCCAUCCAAGAUGAAUGCACCGCUUCCAAGCCCUCCGCUGACUGCUGCGCUUCCUGCAACUUCGGAUGGGGCCAGCGCUUCGUCGAAGCAGCCAUCGCCUCUUCGUCAGAGAUCAUCGACAAAUGUUUCGAAUGCAUCGAGCUCAAGAGGCUCAAGUGCCUCGACAAAUGAUGACCUGGAAAUCAUUGAGAGCGAAGAUGGCCAUGCGAAUUUCUCGUUCCUUCGCAUUGGAAAAGGAAUGUCGCAGGAGGCCGUCGUGCGUGCUUGACACGUCCUUCACUUCGCUCCGUCCUCACAUUCAAGGCAGCAAUCACUCAAUGCUUACACGCUUAUUUCGCAUGCACAUUGUGCCUCUCCCUCGCUCUGCCAGUCCAUGCGCUUCUUUUCUGUCUUCUUCUUUUGCCUCCUUCGCUUCAGAUUGUACAGUACCUAUCUUUUCUUCUCAUUUGUCCCUUUUUGCUUUGGCUUGCAAUCGUUCACAAUUCGUCAAUCAUCGAACAU